UGGUUCGGUGGUCAAUUACAAAGGAAUUAUAAUUGGUGGUUUAUAAUCUUCUCCCUAUCAAUCACACGACUUUUUAAGAUACUUGAUCUAAAUUAUUGAGGAAUAACAGUAUAGUAAAGUUAUUACAGAUAAUAUUUCAGUCUUUCCAGCGGAUACACAAAUCUUAUUGAUAACAAUCUGAUUGUUGAAGUUAAAAUGGGAUUUUCCACAAAUAAAGUUAAAGUCAAACAAGGAACUGUGAUUGGUGGUGAAGAUGUUCUUCCGAAUGGCAAUCGAUAUUAUUACUUUAGAGGAGUUCCCUAUGCCGUUCCACCACUAGGAACUCUGAGAUUUAAGGCUCCAGUGCCACUUGAAAAGUUUUCUACCCCAGAGCUGAAUUGCAUUAGCGAAGGUCCAAUGUCAAUACAACAGGAUAGAGUAACAGGCAAAUUAUAUGCAGGAUCAGAAGAUUGUCUUUAUCUUAACGUAUACACGCCCAAAACUGAUUCCAAAGCACCAUUGCCAGUGAUGGUUUAUUUACAUGGAGGUGGUUUUAUAACAGGAAAUGGAAACAGUGACAAGCACAAUCCUCUUUACUUGUUACAAGAAGGAACGAUUGUAGUCACAUCCAACUACCGUCUUGGAGUUCUUGGAUUUCUUUCCCUCCCUGAGGCUGGAAUUCCUGGAAAUGCUGGACUUAAGGAUCAGGUACUUGUCAUGAAAUGGGUUAAGGAAAAUAUAUCCCAGUUCAAUGGAGAUCCAGAUAAUAUUACUAUUUGUGGUCACAGCACUGGAAGUUCAUGUGUACAUAUUCAUCUGUUCUCAGACAUUUCAAAAGGUCUAUACCACAAAGGUAUUAUGCAAAGUGGAGUUUUUAAUAUGGAUGGGAUGCUGUAUAGUGAUGAACCCUCAAAGAAUGGUUGGCGAACGAAGUAUUUAGCUCAUUUGGUUGGUUGCAAUUCAAAUGAUCCACAUGAAAUUUUAAAGUUUCUACAGAAUUUUAACAAUUUAGAAGAGUUUGUCAAUCCCAUGGUGAAAUCAGGUUCUCCCCACAUGAACGAAUUGAUGCCAAUAAGACCCGUUAUUGAAGAACAAAGUCCAGAGGCGGUUAUUACAAGAAAACUGUUUCAGGCAAUGAGCGAGCUCAAUUAUGUUCAAGUUCCUCUUUUAAUGGGCUACACGAAUGCAGAAGGCCUUGGUUAUAUUUCGAGAUAUGGAGAAAACUUAAAAGAUUUUCAUAACGACUUUUCUCAGUUCAUUCCUGAAAGCGUUAAACUUAUCCUUGAUAAUUCAGAAAGAAUCGAGCUAGCAAACUCAAUUAGGAAGUUUUAUUUUCAAGAAAGCAAAGUUGACGAUAAAACUAUAUAUCCUUUAGUUGAUCUUAUAAGUGAUUAUAUGUUCAUUUCAAAUAUUCGAGAAGCUGCCGAACUUCAUACCAAAUUUCAACAUAAAUCGCCAUUAUAUUUUUAUCGGUUUGAUUUUGAUGGCCAAUUGAAUUUGUAUAAGAGAAAAUUCAAAGUUGACCAUUUAAAAGGUGCUAGUCAUGUUGAUGAGCUUAGUUAUGUCUUUCAAAUGGAAUUCGGACCACCAGAGCCAUGGGAAGAGGACGCACACAAAAUGGUUCGGACAAUGUGUAAAAUGUGGGGGAAUUUCUGUAAAUAUAGUAAUCCCACACCGAUAGUCGAUGACGAAUUUAAUGGUUGUGUUUGGGAGCCUGUGGAGAAAGUUAACGAUUGGGAACAUUUAAAAAUCAAGGUCCUGAUAUUUGAUAAGGAACUGAAAAUGCUGGAGAAUCCUGAUGAAGAACGUAUGACAUUUUGGAAAAACCUAAAAAAUAAUCAUAAAUAAAUACAAACCUUUUUUUUAAAAAAAA
Molecule: messenger RNA, 1852 nt
Organism: Eupeodes corollae
Lineage: Eukaryota; Metazoa; Arthropoda; Insecta; Diptera; Syrphidae
Product: esterase FE4-like
Exons: 5
Coding region: 196-1827 (543 amino acids)
Source: RefSeq, a predicted model, not a curated record